Messenger RNA from Budorcas taxicolor (takin), 4287 nucleotides. It is a transcript of the gene SGCB, whose product is annotated as sarcoglycan beta. Bases 10 to 963 code for a protein of 317 amino acids. Gene Ontology annotation, biological process: muscle organ development. The transcript has 6 exons. Gene Ontology annotation, cellular component: sarcoglycan complex; sarcolemma. The record is from RefSeq and is a predicted model, not a curated record. Lineage: Eukaryota; Metazoa; Chordata; Mammalia; Artiodactyla; Bovidae.
CGCGGGAAGAUGGCGGCGGCGGCGGCGGCCGCGGAGCAGCAAAGUUCCAAUGGUCCUGUGAAGAAGUCCAUGCGUGAGAAGGCUGUUGAGAGAAGGAAUGUCAAUAAAGAGCACAACAGUAACUUUAAAGCUGGCUAUAUUCCAAUUGAUGAAGAUCGCCUCCAUAAAACGGGACUGAGAGGGAGAAAGGGCAAUUUAGCCAUCUGUGUGAUUAUCCUCCUGUUUAUCCUGGCUGUCAUCAAUUUAAUUAUAACACUUGUUAUCUGGGCUGUGAUUCGCAUUGGACCAAAUGGCUGUGACAGCAUGGAGUUUCAUGAAAGUGGUCUGCUUCGAUUUAAACAAGUAUCUGACAUGGGAGUUAUACAUCCUCUUUAUAAGAGCACAGUAGGAGGAAGGCGAAAUGAAAAUUUAGUCAUCACUGGCAACAACCAGCCUAUUGUUUUUCAGCAAGGGACAACAAAGCUCAGUGUAGAAAAGAACAAAACUUCUAUUACAAGUGACAUUGGCAUGCAGUUUUUCGACCCAAGGACUCAAAAUAUCUUAUUCAGCACAGACUAUGAAACUCAUGAGUUUCAUUUGCCAAGUGGAGUGAAAAGUCUGAAUGUUCAAAAAGCAUCUACUGAAAGGAUUACUAGCAAUGCUACUAGUGACUUAAAUAUAAAAGUUGAUGGGCGUGCUAUUGUCCGUGGAAAUGAAGGCGUGUUCAUUAUGGGCAAAACCAUUGAAUUCCACAUGGGUGGUAAUAUGGAGUUAAAGGCUGAAAACAGCAUCAUCCUGAAUGGAACUGUGAUGGUCAGCACGGCUCGCCUGCCAAGUUCCUCCAGCGGAGACCAGUUUGGUGGUGAUGACUGGGUGCGUUACAAACUCUGUAUGUGCGCUGACGGAAUGCUCUUCAGAGUGCAGGUGACGGGUCAGAACAUGGGCUGCCAGACCUCAGACAACCCCUGUGGAGACCCGUACUAGAAGAACCCAAGAGGACAUCAGUAGAUUCGUAUUGUGACUUAACUUUUUAUCUUUUUAAGAGGAGGCACGCAUAUCAUGUUUUUACGGAGUUUGUGAUAACUCAUAAUUAUUUUAUCUGCAGUGCACUGCGGCAUCUAUUAUGUAGUCUCCAUGUUUAAGAUAGUCUCAGAGAGCCUAAAUUCUAAUACAUUUCAUUGAGUUGCACUGAUCUUCAAUUUACGGUUCUCUAAAAUUAUUGAGAGAAGUGAAUGUAAUCAAAAGUAAUCUUUAAAGAAGUAUUUUUUUAAUGCCACUGUUCCUGUCUAAAGGAUAAAGGGAUGAAGCAACUGUUUAGACUCACUGUAAGUAACUUUUGGUAACUAAUGGGGAUAGACCCACUUAAGAUAUUUAAAGGUACACCAUCAAUAAAUGUUACAUGUUCUGUCUCUUGGCUUCUAAGAGGAAAGAGAGAUUUUUAGUGUAUUACUUUCAACUAUAUUCUCGCAUACAAGUGAGGUCACUAAAGAGCUUCACAUAUGGGAGAUAGUAAGGAACUAAAGGUCCGUCUCGUCACAGCUAUGGUUUUUCCAGUAGUCAUGUAUGGAUGUGAGAGUUGGGCUAUAAAGUUGAAUGCUGAAGAAUUGAUGCUUUUGAACUGUGGUGUUGGAGAAGACUCUUGAGAGUCCCUUGGACUGCAAGGAGAUCCAACCAGUCCAUUCUAAAGGAAAUCAGUCUGAAUAUUCAUUGGAAGGACUGAUGUUGAAGCUGAAACUCCAAUACUUUGGCCACCUAAUGCGAAGAGCUGACUCAUUUGAAAAGACCCUGAUGCUGAGAAAGAUUGAAGGCAGGAGGAGAAGGGGACGACAGAGGAUGAGAUGGUUGGAUGGCAUCACCGACUCAAGGGACAUGAGUUUGAGUAAACUCUGGGAGUUGGUGAUGGACAGGGAGGCCUGGAGUGCUGCAGUCCAUGGGGUCACAAAGAGUUGGACACGACUGAGUGACUGAACUGAACUGAUGGUUCCUUAGUUUUGCACUAGGAAGAAAAUACUCAAGAGAAUGUUCACUCAUUAAAUAUUGAUUUACUUGUUAAAUACUGUGUUCGCAAUGUGGUAGAAAUGAAAGCACCAUCUCAGCUUUAACUAGUAAAUGAUGAUAGCUGUCACUUGUUGAGCAUCUUACACUGCUAGGCAUUGUCCUAAGCAUUGCACAUGUAAUGUCUAGUUCUCACUACAAACUCAAAAGCAGUUGGUAUCCCAGUUGACCCAUUUAGGAAACUGAGGAUUAGAGAAGUUAAGAAACUUGCCUGAGGAAAGAACAGAGUUGAGAUUGGAAUUCAGAUGUGAUUCAAACCUAGAUGGACCUGUUUCUAAAUACCACAUUCUUUUUAUCACUAUUGUACUGGAUUUUUAGGUAUUUAAAACUCUAGAAAGAUGAACAGAGGCUAAUUCAGACUUACCUAUGCAGAUAAGAAUCAAAACAGUUGUGCUACUCUAGAUAAAAGAAAAUCAAUCUCCUGUCAAAUAACUGACCAGUCAAUGUCAGAUUUUAAAGCUUCUUAAGCCAAUUCCCAAAUAUUAUACUACAGAAAGGUCAUAGUUGUGGGUUACCCCCAUUCCCCAACUGGGGUGCCUGAAUGGGUAAAGGGGUUGCCAAGAUAUGUAUACCUCAGCCUUUGGGGUGGCAUAGUGGGAGACCGGGAGGUCAUGUCCCAGGUGAACCCUGCUGGCCAGAGAUGGCUGGUGAGUUUACCCCAGCGAGCCAGACAGAUAUUAACCUUUUUAAUAUGUGCCAAACCUUGAGAAGAGUCAGCAAGCACUGGACUAAAGGGCACUAAUGCAGGAAGUAAUACAAGUAAUUUUUAUGUAAGAUGAGAAUUGAUCUUUGCUUCUAAUGUCAGCACCCAUUGUAAUGAUUUACAACCCUCAAGCCUGUUGGCUUUUAAUGUGUUUCAUAUUUGACUUAAAAGGAAUUCUGGUAUUAUUAACACACAUGCAACAUCAGGAAGAGAGACUUCAAAGUAGUGUACCAUAAAGUAGGCAGCAGAGAUAAACCGUAAUCCCCAUUUUGCAUUUAAUUAUAACAGUAUUCUGCCCUUGACACUUUGAACUAUAUAGAUGAGAAAAUCAGUAUUGUCACAGUCUCUAUGAUGGAAAAACCAAACCAGAAUACAGUAGAGACUGACUUGCCUAUUACUGAGUACAGUUUUUAAGUGAAGAACAAAAGAGAGGAAGUGAAAUUUAUGCCCUCUGGGUAUUGUUAGUUGUAGUGAUAUUCAAAACCCAUAUGAAUAUAUUCAGUUUCAUUUAAUAUCUGAAUGAUAUUCAGAAAAAAUCCAUUGGAAUUUUCAUUCAGCGGCUCAGUAUGUUUGUAAAUUUUACAUUCAUUACAUGUCUGCUUUAUUUAGAUUUGCUUUGCAGUUUUGUUUAGAUAAAUAUUUUUACAAAAACCACAAAACACUAUGUUACAAAGUAUUAUUUAUUGAAUGUAAUUCAUGAAGCAGUCUAUUUUUACUUCUCUCAGAAAUAACUUGUUUUUGAUACAUUUCCAUAAAGUGCUUUGGACAUGAGAGAAUAUUUUGAUAUUUUUAAAGAACUGAUUGUUAAGGUAACAGGUAUAGUAUUUUAGGACACUUUACAGGUAGCUUUUGCUUCUUCAUCGAAACAUAGACCUGGAAAAUUCCCUGGGAAGCAGAACAAGAACAAACCAUCCAUUUUGUGUAACAGGAAAGCCUCAGCUACUCUUUCUUCCCAUCAGAUGGUAUUUUUCUAUAAACUGAAUUCUUAACUCUGCCUCUUCUGAUUCCUCCCCUGCAUCAAGCACUGAUACGACAGGCAACAGACGUAGGGUGAGUAGAGGACAAGUCAGACAAGAUCCCAGGAAAAUGGGGCAUCCCACGCUUGUUUAAAUAACUGUGCUCCUUUAGAGGUAGAUGACGAUGACAAGGGGGACAAAUGAAAUGAAAGCAAGGUAUUUUAGAGGCUGUCUAAUGGGCAGGUAGGAAGAAUGCAAAACAGCACACAGUAGGGACUGUCUAUGUGUUGUCUGUAAUAUUUAAAAAUAUACUUGUGUUCUUUUUGCAUUAUGAAAAAAACAAAUGGUGUAUGAUAGUUUUGAAUGAACAGUGAAAGUUCUACCUACUUUUGAGUGAGUUCUUUAAAAGAAUGAGGAUGUUACGGUGCUAAACUUGACAAAAGAGAGACCAUUGGAAUGCUAAUAAUUUUAGUAACCUCUUUUCAAAGUAUUGAGGGGGCAAAGAUUACAAAUUAUGCCAUAUAAAAAUAAACAUAUAAAUCUGUUUUGAGUUACUAAUUUGACUUUCAGUUGAUUCAGUUUGUAAUAACUAUU